Messenger RNA from Cladocopium goreaui, 1848 nucleotides. The record is from the annotation of a GenBank genome assembly. NCBI's taxonomy places the organism in Eukaryota, Dinophyceae, Suessiales, Symbiodiniaceae.
GAAAACACAUGCGGAAUUUCUGUGCUUUGCUGCUAUUGGCGAGUGCCGCACGGCACGGUGCUGCUGCGGAAACAUGGAACUGUAAUGUGACUCAGAACCAACCUGGGCAUGUCCAAUUGGAUUGCAAUGGGCAGCUAUUCAUUCCAAUGCACCACAGCGAUAAACCGCAGGUCUUCACGCAAGUCUGGUUCAUCAUUUGUGGCUGCGCAUUUGGUUGCAUUCUUUGUGCUGCUUUGGCCGCUGGCCUUACGUUGGGUCUCACCUCCAUGGAGGAGUUUGAGUUGAAGGUUCUAUGCAACCAUUUGGUCGAUGAAAUUGAGCCAAAUGCUACUCCAAGGAGUCGACAAGCAGCGCAGAGAAAACUUGAAUACGACCAGUCCUGUGCAAAGCGAAUUUUGCCAUUGAUUUCAGGGACGUUUAUGCAGACCACGAAAGAGAGCUGGGCUCAUGCAUUGGAUCCAAGCAAUCAACACUACCUGUUGGUCACCCUCUUGCUACUCAAUGCUACUGCAAACGAAGCGCUUCCGCUUUUCUUGGAUAGGUUGGUUCCUUCUUGGAUGGCGUGCUUGUUGUCAGUCACAGUUGUGCUCUUCUUUGGUGAGAUCAUUCCAUCUGCGGUCUUUACUGGGCCAAGGCAGCUGUCACUUGCGGCCGCGCUGUCUCCGCUGGUGGGCUUCGCCAAACGCAUUUUCGCACCGAUCGUGCUGCCUAUCAGUUUGAUGCUGGACAAGGUGCUGGGUCAUUCAGAAGAUCCUUACUCCAGGGCGCAGAUCAAAGCUUUGAUUAGGACCAUCCACACACAAGAGAGCAACCUGGAGAUUGAUGAGGCCAACAUGUUGCAGGGUGUCCUGGAGAUGCAUCACAAGAAGGCCCAGGAUAUUGCAUGGCCGGUCAAGGAAGCCAAGAUGGUACCCCAUGAUCGGCUCCUGACCCAAGAGUGCGUCAAUGAGAUCAUGGACUGGGGGCAUUCCAGGCUCUUUAUUUAUCGUAAAGAUGCGUCUGAUCCAGACAGAAAGGACGACAUCAUAGGUGUGGUGCUGGUGAAGAAACUCAUUGGUAUCUCAGUGGCCCCCACAGAUGUCGUUCAUGGUCCAGAGUCGAAGUACAGAAUCGGGAACUUGCUGCACGCAGUCAAGCGCCCCGUGGUGCUCAGCCCUAACGAAAAUCUGCUGGCCACACUCAACAAGUUUCAGAGUGGAACUUGCCAUUUGGCCAUGAUUUCACCAAGACCAGAUGAUUGCAUGGAGGCCUUGCGUUGCCAGGUUGCAAUCCCAGAGGACGCUCGACCAACGAUGUUUUGUUCUCUGGAGGAUGUGAUUGAGGAGAUGCUCAAAGAAGAAAUCUAUGAUGAAGAGGACAAGGAGCUUCAAAGACACGCGCCAGUGGCACCAGAAGAUUCUUCUCCUGCUAAGAGGGCCCGCAACCUGAUGCUCAAUAUCAAGGUUGGACGACGCUUCGAUUCGAGGUUUCGUCGAUCACUGUCAGACGUUUGCAAGGAAAGGACCAGGACCGGUUCUAUGCUGGACGUGGAGGUUGGUGAAGGAGCGGCCACCACUCCAUUGUCCCCAACUACUAAGAGGCUGAAAAAGGCCAGCUCAAGGGGCAAAGGCGCAUGGAAAGCCUUCACAGAGUUGCCAUCAAAGAUGUCGGAGCACUUUGGUGAAGCCAAAGGAGAAGAAUCCGCACCAUAUACACGUAUGUGAAUGGAAAAUGAGGAACCCCUGAGGAUGGGCAAACAAACGAAGUUGCCCUACCUUGCGAGACUCGCGCUAUUGCUUAGUCAUUAAGUUUGUUGAGUCACCCCUUCUCCUGCAAGUCUUCCGGAAGAGCCAAUUGCGGCUACUUUUG